AUACCGUUUCUAUUAUUUUUUUUGAGUGUUUUUAGUUUUUGAAGACGAAGAAGCUGAAGAAGACGACGACCACCACCACCACCGGAAGAAAAGGGAAUUACUUUGGUUGAAUUCUGUAAUUAAUUCUGUUUCCAUUUCUCUUUUCUUCUUCUUUUUUUUUUGGGUAUAAAAAUUGAAAAUAAAAAAUUGAAUUUGGCUAUGGAACCGCCGGAGGAUGCGAACCUAGGGUUGGAUGAGGCGGAAGAGAUUAUCUUGCGGUGGGAUUCAACGGCGUCGGAGGAAGCUAGGGAGAAGAUGAUCUUCGAAGGGAAUCGAGAUGAGGUCGAUCGUUACUUGCUCGCCGUCGAUCAAAUCCAACGGUCAAUUUCUUCUGUUUCUAUCUCCGAUGACCAGGCUAAAGUCAACUCUGCUAUUCAGAUCGCCAUGGCUCGACUUGAGGAUGAGUUUCGUAACAUACUGUUGAUCCAUACUAGCCCUAUUGAGACUGAUACACUCACGGAUCCGAGUUCUUCGAUUCACUCCUCUGUUGGAGCCGCCAGUAGUAGUGUUGGUGUUGGUGAUGGUGAUGGUGGUGUUGAUUAUGAGGAGGACGGCGAUGAAGAUAAAGAUGAUGAUGAGUUGCUUCGGAGAGGGGAUUCCAGUAACAGUGUUAGUUAUAGGUCUACUAGUAGUAUCCGUGAGAUCGAUCUGAUACCUUCUGAUGCUGUGAUUGAUCUUCGGAGCAUCGCUGAGCGUAUGAUAUCGGCAGGAUACUUGCGUGAGUGUAUUCAAGUCUAUGGAAGCGUGAGGAAAUCGACAGUUGAUUCGAGUUUCAGGAGGCUUGGAAUCGAGAAGCUUAGUAUCGGUGAUAUUCAGAGGCUGGAGUGGGACCAGCUGGAGACGAAGAUCAGGCGAUGGAUUAGAGCCGCCAAGGUAUGCAUCAGGAUAGUAUUCGCGAGCGAGAAAAAGCUCUGUGAGGAAAUCUUUGACGGUGUUGGUACUGCUAUUGAUGAUGCUUGUUUCAUGGAGACCGUCAAGGGUCCAGCGAUUCAGCUUUUCAACUUCGCGGAGGCUAUAAGUAUCAGCCGAAGAUCACCGGAGAAGUUGUUCAAGAUUCUCGACCUUCAUGACGCUUUGAUGGACUUGAUUCCCGAUAUUGAUGUUGUGUUCGAAUCAAAAUCGUCAGAAUCGAUUCGGAUACAGGCGGCCGAGAUAUUGUCUAGGCUGGCGGAGGCGGCGAGAGGGAUAUUGUCCGAAUUCGAGAAUGCCGUGCUCCGAGAACCGUCGAGGGUACCGGUCCCCGGUGGGACAAUUCACCCCUUGACGAGGUAUGUAAUGAAUUAUAUAAGUUUGAUAUCUGAUUAUAAGCAGACACUGAAUGAGUUAAUUGUGUCGAAGCCUUCGACUGGUUCACGGUAUUCAGGAGAUCCAACAACCCCAGAUAUGGAGUUUGCAGAGCUGGAAGGGAAGACCCCUUUGGCUCUCCAUUUGAUUUGGAUUAUUGUGAUUCUGCAAUUCAAUUUGGAUGGCAAGUCCAAGCAUUAUAAGGAUGCGUCUUUAGUCCAUUUGUUCAUGAUGAACAAUGUUCAUUAUAUUGUUCAGAAGGUGAAAGGGUCUCCAGAAUUAAGGGAAAUGAUUGGAGAUGAUUAUUUGAGGAAGUUAACGGGGAAGUUCAGGCUUUCAGCUACUAAUUACCAGAGAGCAACUUGGGUAAGGGUGUUGUAUUGUUUGAGGGAUGAAGGUCUGCAUGUGAGUGGUAGUUUCUCUUCUGGGGUCUCAAAGAGUGCUUUGAGAGAGAGGUUUAAAACCUUUAAUGCUAUGCUUGAGGAUGUUCAUAGGACUCAAGCAACAUGGUUAAUUCCAGAUUCGCAACUUAGGGAGGAACUGCGAAUAUCAAUCUCAGAGAAGUUGAUCCCUGCUUACAGAUCGUUCUUGGGACGGUUUAGAAACCAUAUAGAGAGUGGGAAGCAUCCUGAAAACUACAUCAAGUACUCUGUCGAGGAUUUGGAGAAUGCUGUCUUGGACUUCUUCGAGGGGUAUCCUAUAUCUCAGCACCUGAGGAGAAGAUCUCAGUAAAUGAAGUGAAGCGAGUUUUGCUAUUUAGAAGCUAGGGAAACAUUCUUUUAAUUUUUUGGAGUGUUAGGGGAUGCGGUGCUGGUCAUUCUGGGUUUUCCUGAGUAAUCACAUAUCUUGAAUUUCAGAGUUCAAUUGUGCAUUGGUUUAUUGAAUCAAGAGAUCAUGUUAUUAUGAAGAUCGGGUGCAACAAUUCUCCAGAUUGGUCAAGUCCCACAGCCUGAAUGCUUCUGCCUUGUUGGGCAGAACCACUCGUCAACUCACGUGCAAGUACGAGGACAAGCCUCAAACCGAACAAAUUCUAGAGUCAAAUUUUGUUGAAGUUCAGUUAGUUCUUUUUCACUAGCAGAAAAGAAACCCACAACAGAAAUCCAUUCAUAAUUUGUUUGUAAUGCAGAGUCAGAUAUAAUUAUUUAAAGAACCUAAUCGUGUGUACUUCGUACGAUUAGAUAAAUCUCUUGAAGGAAAAGAAAAACCAUAAUCAAUUUUCAUCAAAGCCAGUUAAAGUCAUAUUCAAAUUCGAGCAUGUAGUACAUAGUAUACAUCUAAAUCUAAAAGGCUAUGGUUCUGAGUAAAGAAUUCCAUUUAAGCAAUGAUAUAUUUUUCUUCAUCACAGAGUAACUAUUCAAUCUAUAUUAAGUAAUAACCCAAUGAACAAAUAGCUAAGAAAAGUAACAUGAACAAAAAUGAACAAAAGGCUAAAAUGGCACCAUCUCAAAGUUGAGUUUUUCCCCUCUUGUAUAAUAAUUACUGAGAUGGUAUCAAUAUAUCGCAGGCACUGACUGUUCUACAUCAUUCUGUCUUGUCUUCUUCCAAAUCACCAUCCACAUCUAGAGAUCUGGCUUCUGGCACGGGGCGAACAUCUUUAGAUGGAAUUGGAGAUGGUUUUAUGAGUGUCAAAGACGUAUCAUCACGGUCGAACUCUUCAUUUCCAUCAUCGGAGUAAGUAUA
Molecule: messenger RNA, 3003 nt
Organism: Cannabis sativa
Lineage: Eukaryota; Viridiplantae; Streptophyta; Magnoliopsida; Rosales; Cannabaceae
Product: exocyst complex component EXO70A1
Exons: 2
Coding region: 199-2055 (618 amino acids)
Biological process (GO): exocytosis
Cellular component (GO): exocyst
Molecular function (GO): phosphatidylinositol-4,5-bisphosphate binding
Source: RefSeq, a predicted model, not a curated record